CUAACCUAGUACUUACAUGUACCUAACAUACAUACGUAUACCGUACAACAAUGUCGUAAAAAUCUCUGUUGCCGCAAUCAUCGCAACAACAUCCCAAAACUCUGGUCUAAUCAAGAUCAAGACCAAUCUCCCUUUUGACAGAACCCUCAUAGUAUAUUACUUUGAGUCAGUAUUACGGGAUUGUCUGGCAUUAUUGUCACCUAGAGAUGCCUGAAGCGGAUGUUGCCCCCGCGGGGGAUGCUCGUGAAGAGCAAGGUGGACUUCAAGCGACAAUCUACAAGAUCGUUCAGGGCGUUGUCAUAUGGUAUGGUAUGCAGUUCUUGAUGAAACAACUUACUGGUGGUAAUAAGCCGCAAGCUGCUACCAGUAGAGACCCUUCAGGGGCCGUUGUACAAGUUCCCGCCAACACCGCCGAUAUUCCUGCCUACCAGCUUCGCCCACAAACUCUCAACGAGGGUGCUGUCUGGAACCCCAUCCCCCAGCGACUGGCCCCCAUCUGGCCCUCUGACAGCUCCCUCGAUAUCGUUGUUACACUAUCGCCCACCUUCGUCCCCACCAAGAUCUCUACCGUCUCGGAGGAGUAUGUAGCACUCAAUGAAAAAGGCUUCAAGCUUAGCAACUCGAGCGAGAACCGCGUUGUCGAGACUGUAUUUCGCGUGCCGGGUUCUGUUCAGAAGAAUGGGACACUCUGGGGACACUUCUACAUUGGACUUUCGGGUGCCAAUCUGGACCCUAAGGAGCCAGGCUUUGACCCGGCCACGGCUUUCCACUUCGCAUAUCCUCUAACGCAAUAUAUCCCAAAGAAGAAGGAAUCAAAAACUCGCAAUCUGUUGGAGGAUAAGGUUGAAGUGGAAGAGGUAGAGCCCGAAGUCCCGAGUACAGGACCGAUCAUCGCAAACUAUUAUCAUCCCAAUACUAGUUUGUCUUUCGUCCCUGAUACCGGUAUCUUCAACUUCCCUCAAACUCACCCGGCCGUUCGACAGUUCAUUCACGUAGAGUCCACUGGUGCUCGCGAUGGUUCUGGUCAGAACUCUUGGUACUACCCGGUCUUGUUUAUCAACACGUUUUGGCAAAUGAAGAGUCACAUGAUGCUUCUUAAUGAAACGGUUGAGACUCUCCCGCUGCGCCUUGAUCUAGGCAACAUGAAAAACUGGAAGUUCAACAUCAUUUCUUCGGUUGAUUUCAACUCCAAGCAACAAGCAAUUCAAGCCGCCUACGGCGGUCCCAUCGCAGGCGGGGGUGAUGGUAGUGAGAUGGAAAUCAUCAAGGAAAUGUUCUUAGACACGAACCCUUACCUUCUGGGUGUGACAUUCGUGGUGAGUAUUGCGCAUCUUUUGCUGGAAAUGCUGGCCUUUGGUUCCGAUAUUGCCCAUUAUCGCAAGAAGAAGGACAAUGUUGGUAUUUCAGUGCGCUCGAUCCUGGCCAGCGUUUUCAUGCAAGCGGUUAUCCUCCUUUACCUCAUCGACAACUCUCAAAACACGAGUUGGAUGAUUCUUGGCUCCCAGGGCGUUGGUAUCCUUAUCGAGUUUUGGAAGAUUACCACGAUCGUCAACGUCAGAGUGCGACCGGCUCCACCCGGGUCUCUCAUUCCGUAUCGAAUUGCGUUUGAAGACAAGUACAAGCUCAGCGAGACGGAGGAAAAGACCAAGGAAUAUGAUGAGAUCGCAUUCAAGUACAUGUACAUGGCGGGUGUCCCUCUCAUUAUUGGCUAUGCCAUUUGGUCUUUGGUUUAUGAGUCACACAAGUCGUGGUACUCGUACAUUCUCGCGACUCUGGUUGGUUCGGUAUACGCGUAUGGGUUCCUGAUGAUGGUGCCUUCGCUUUAUAUCAACUACCGUCUCAAGAGCGUUGCUCACAUGCCAGGAAAAGCCAUGGUGUACAAGUUCUUGAAUACGUUCAUCGACGACCUUUUCGCCUUCACCAUCAAGAUGCCGUUCUUGUAUCGAAUGGCUACGUUCCGAGACGACAUCAUCUUUUUCAUUUACCUGUAUCAGCGUUGGGCGUACAGAAUUGACUACACCCGAGUCAACGAGUAUGGUCAAGGCGGUGAUGAUGAGACGGAAGAAAUCAAGACAGAAGACUCCAAGUCGAUACCGAAGGUUGAUGCUACUACGACAAAGAAGAUUGGCGGUGCUGCAAAGUCCAGUGGCGCCGACACGGGGGCGGCAAAGAAGAGGAAGUAGUACGAAGACUUAGGUAUAUAGUAGAUGAGCAUGAUGGGUUCCUGCCUACUUGUAUAGCUGGUAGGUAUUAUAGGUAUCUGCCUAGUCAGACUCUAGAUAUAUAGACUCUAAGGUAAUCAGUAGUUGAGUUAGGUAUAAUAAUACGAGGUUGCUUGAGCAGCCCUGACGUUCAGUCCCAUGGGAGAUUUAUAUAACCUAGUCUGUCCCCUAUCUGAUCUGGACCCCAAGGAGGUGUCCUAUUGGCAGAAACUACUAAAAUUGUAAUGUCGCCAGUCAUUGGAUAAUUUACUGUUUAACUAAUUACUACCUAAGUAGUUACAUGUAUGUACAAUUUGUACAACAAACCUUCAGCUGAGGAUCCCCUUUAAAUAUUGUGGUCUUGGCAGAGGGAUAUUGUCUUCCAC
Messenger RNA from Hypoxylon fragiforme, 2587 nucleotides. RefSeq names its product cleft lip and palate transmembrane 1. The transcript is spliced from 4 exons. Gene Ontology annotation, cellular component: endomembrane system; membrane. Lineage: Eukaryota; Fungi; Ascomycota; Sordariomycetes; Xylariales; Hypoxylaceae. The coding region runs from base 207 to 2183 and encodes 658 amino acids. The record is from RefSeq and is a predicted model, not a curated record.